Molecule: messenger RNA, 4366 nt
Organism: Sphaeramia orbicularis (orbiculate cardinalfish)
Lineage: Eukaryota; Metazoa; Chordata; Actinopteri; Kurtiformes; Apogonidae
Gene: fcsk
Product: fucose kinase
Exons: 23
Coding region: 235-3495 (1086 amino acids)
Biological process (GO): GDP-L-fucose salvage
Molecular function (GO): fucokinase activity; ATP binding
Source: RefSeq, a predicted model, not a curated record
GCAAAAGAAGCUACUGGAGUAAAAGCAUCAGUGUGUGACUGAUUAGUUAAACAUAAUUCUCAGAAGUUAACAGGUUGUGUUCGGUGCUCCUUUUUUGUUAACACCGCCCAGCUCUGAGUGCCUGCGGUCAGAGCUGCUUUAGCUGGAAGGUUUAACGGCUUCUGUGUUUAGCUGUUAAUGCUAUGAUCCGUGGAGUGAUUUGGGGACGUUUGGGUCGGCUGUGAGGGGUAGGAAAUGCCCGACAGCGGUGGGUUCGCCUGGACGGUGGUGGUCCUCACCUGCCAACAUAAAGACAGUGUUUAUUCAUUCCAGAGAGAGUUGGAGUUGCGGCAGCAGCGCGGCUCUCUCUCUCAGGCUGCGUUGGUUUUGACGGUACGGGAUCGCCAGGAGCCACUGGGCAGUGGAGGGGCGACACUCAAUGCUCUACUGGUAGCUGCAGAACAUCUGAGCAACAGGGCUGGACACACUGUGGUGACAGCCGAUGUCCUGGAUGAUGCUCACAUCCUCAUCCUUCACACGGGUCGAGAUUUCCCCUGGAGUUCCUGCAGCAGAGCGUUCUGCUGGCUGCCCCAGGAGAAACAUGACCAGAAAGUCCAGGCUCCUGUUUGCUGCCUGGACCUGCUGCUGGACCGCCUUAGUAACCAGAUUUGUCCUGGCUCUCCUCCUGGUGUUUGGGUCUGCAGCACUGAUGUGAUCCUCACCAUUCCUCCUGACUUUGUUUUAUCCUGGGAGGAUUUCUCCGGUGUUCAGGUUUUGGCUUUACCGGGUGACAUCUCCUACGCAGGCAACCACGGAGUCUACCUCUGUGACCAACAGGGUCAGGUCAGGGACAUUAUCUACAAGGGAACAGAAGAGCAAAUCCAACAAGCUGUGAUGUCUGAUGGGAAAGUGCCUCUGGUGUCAGGUCCGGUCUUUUUCAGCAGGUCUGUAUCUGAGAAGUUAUUGCAGGCUCAUGUCACUCCACCUCUGGAUGGCUGCACAUACCUUGGCCUGGAUUCUGGAGCUCCUCCCCUCCAGAUAUCUCUCUUCCUGGAUGUGUUGAAGUGUCUUUGCUUAGACCAGACCCAGGAUCAGUUUGUGAAGGAGGAGAGAGUUGGGUGCAGUUCUGCCUCUGGCCCACAGGGGGCGUUAGUGAGGAGUGGCAGGACAGAGCUGUGGAGGAUCCUGAGAGGGACUCCCCUCCGACUGGUGUGCGUUCCUGGUGGUCGCUACGACUACCUGACACUGUCCGGGAAACAGCAUGUCGAUCGGCUGACUUGUGAUUGGGCAGAUAGAAACACUCUGUCGCACAUUCAGAAUGAGAGCAACGUCAGCGCAGGAAGUCGGGUCAUCAACAGUGUUCUGGAGGGAGAUGUUACAAUGGCAUCAGGAGCAGUGGUUCAACACUGCCACCUACAGGGCCCUGUGAACAUCCCCUCAGGCUGUUUACUGUCUGGUCUUGAGUUGUCAACAUCACCAUGCAUCAGAGAUUUGGCGCUGGACAAUGACAUCAUCAUUCAGGGACAUCGAAUAGUACUGGGAGAACUGAAGCUGAACGUGUACACGGUGAUUGGAGCGCAGGAUGACCUAGAGGUUUCUUCUUCUGAUGACAAAGCAUCUUUCCUCAGCCAGAGAUGGAGCAUCUUUUUUAGCAGAACAGGAAUCCAGCCAGAGGAGUUGUGGGUCAGAGGAGAACAGCCCUCCCUCCUCGAGGCUCGUCUUUUCCCAGUCCUCCACCCCAGAGGGGGUGCUGUAGGUCUGGAGGGAGGCGUCGUCUGGCUGCUGGGCGGAGCCGGCUCUCUGCAGAUGUGGAGGGAGGCCUGGAGACUGUCCUUGAAGGAAGUACUGUCACUUACCCACCAGGAGGCGGAGCUCCAGUGGAGGGAGGAGUUACUGUUCCUAGCGGGGAGGAGGAGAGUCUUCGACGCUCUGAUGAGUCGCUCAGAUGUCUGUCUGCUGCCUUGCUUUAGGGCAGUGGUGCUAGGAGGACAGCAGGGGCUGCUGCUGGAAACACUGGACAGCAUUGCAGCAGGAAGUAGGGCAGGACCAGAUCCAGGGGCGGAGUCAUAUCAUGGGGCAGAGCUGGGCGUGUCUGCUCGCUGUCUGUCCUGCAUUGCUGAUGUUUUGGUCUGCAUGGCGGGGGGGAGAGGAGGGCUAAGGAGUGGACCUGCUGCUAACGAGGCCUGGAGCUCUGCCUACUCCCUGUUAGAGGAGGGUAACCUGAGGGGCGGAGUCCAUGUCCUCGCUGAACAGAGAAUGCAUUGGCUAAGCAGGCCAGACUUGUUGGUCCGGGCAGCACGACAUUAUGAAGGUGCAGGUCAGGUGUUGCUCCGGCAGGCAGUGAUGUCAUCACAAAGGUUCAUAUCUAUUGGACAAGGUCUAGUCCCGCCUCUAGAGGAAUGGCAGGAAGUUGAGUGUCCAGCAAGACUGGACUUGGCAGGUGGAUGGAGCGACACUCCACCCAUCGCCUUUGAACACGGUGGAUCUGUAACCAACGUUGCAGUGAAGGUUGAUGGGAAACGUCCUAUUGGUGCCAGAGCUCGACGCAUCAGAGAGCCCCGCCUCCUGUUAGUCAGCUACUCUGGAGGGCGGAACAGUGGGGUUUCCACAGAGACAGUGUGUCAAAGCCUGGAUGAUCUGAGGGAUUACUGUCAGCCUCAUGCACCUGGAGCUCUACUAAAGGCUGUGUGUGUAUGCAGUGGUCUGGUGUCUCUGUCCUCCCAACAUCCUCUGGGUGAUCAGCUGAUGGAGCGGUGGGGAGGAGGAGUGGAGCUUCACAGCUGGUCACUGUUGCCCACUGGGUCAGGACUGGGUACCAGCAGCAUCCUGGCAGGGGCACUGUUGGCUGCAGUCUACAGAUGUACCGGUCGAACCUACGACACAGACUCCCUCAUCCACGCUGUCUUGUACCUGGAACAGAUUCUCACCACAGGUGGAGGCUGGCAGGACCAGGUGGGAGGUUUGGUAGGCGGGGUCAAGGUGGGUCGCUCCAAGGCAUCCUUACCUCUGCAGGUGGAAGUGGAACAUCUCAGUCCAUCAGAGGACUUCCUGGUGUCUCUGGAGCAGCAUCUUCUGCUAGUUUACACCGGCAAAACCCGCCUGGCUCGCAACCUGCUGCAGGACGUGGUGCGCAGCUGGUACAGCCGUCUGCCCUCCAUGGUCCAGAACGCACAGCAGCUCGUGGCCAAUUCAGAGGAAUGCGCCAAAGCCUGUUCAGAUGGUUCUCUGUCCAGACUCGGCCGGUGUCUGGACCGGUCCUGGCAGCAGAAGAAGCUGAUGGCUCCUGGGUGUGAACCAGCCUCCGUGCGGACCAUGAUGGAGGCCCUGAGGCCGCUGGUCCUGGGUCAAAGUCUGGCUGGAGCUGGUGGAGGAGGCUUCCUCUAUCUGCUGACUCGAGAACCUCAGCAGCAUCAGGCGGUGCUCCACGUCCUAAACAACACAGAGGGUCUUGGAGACUUCAGUGUUCACUCAGUGGAGCUGGACAUGGAUGGGAUCACAGUCCUGGCGCCAUCAUGAGGACACAUAAAUUGGUGUAUUGCUGAAACGGCCUUAUAAAGGAGAUGAUUGUAUAUUUGAUGGUAAAAAAAAACAAAAAAACAGGAAUCCCACUGGUUAAUGAAUAUACAAGGCUUAUACACUCCCCCUGCACAUAAACACCAGAUUUUUUUGUCCAUCAUGAGUGCAUAAAUAUUAGAGAGUCUGGAUUUUGAGACAUAAUGGUUUAAUAAACACCUGUUCAGCAGAAAAAAGGUCAAAUAACGGGCUUAGUCACUAUAUACCAUGUAAAAUGUUCUUUAUGUUUCUAACAGUUUUAGUUUUUCUGCUUAAAUGCAAUAAUUUGGCCAUCUCUUAUGCCUGAAAGUAAGGGAGAGAUAAUAAACAUGUAUGAAUGUUGCUGUUAUUUUCAACAACUAAACAUGUCAUAUCCAUAUCAGUGUACUCAAAGCAACUUCUAUUUUAUAAAGUAAAAUCAGACAAUAACACAUGUCUUCAUUGUUACUAUGCUAGUUAAGAAAUGGUACAUGUUUACUGUGUGUUUAGACUGAUGAACGGUAUGUCAAGUGUUCAGGGAUUUUUUUUUGUCUCCCUCAAAUACACCACAGCUUCUUUCCCGACGAGGUGGUUUGAUCAAACCCCGAAAUAUCAGUAAGACCAGGAGAGUCAACAAUGAUCUGUUAUCGUCUGCUUUAAGUGAACUUAAAAGUGAAAUCAUGUUUUGUGCACAAUAGCUUGAUGUCACGCCAUCUCUGCAAAAUGUUUGAAAGAAUCACACAUUCAUAGAACAAAUACAUGACACCAAACAAAUUAAAUAAUUCAUCUUGAUUUAACAGAUAUAUGCCUAUUUAAUCGAUGAAAUUCUGAUGAAACUAUGGAGGUUUACUAAGAG